CGAUUGGAAGAUGAAGAAACCAAGCGACUUCGUAUCAGAGCUUUAAAGGAAAAACGUCGGUUAGAAAAAACGGCUAAAAUACUUAAGGAGCGCGAAUAUCAACGAGCACUUGAGGCAAAGUGUAAAGCUGAUGAAUUCUAUACAUGCUGGCUUUUACGUCGUAUUGGAGUGGAAAGAUUUAAACAAUUAAUAGAACGGAAACGAGAUAAUAGCCGAAAAUGUGAGCAGUUUAGGAAGAAGGUUUUCAAACGCACAUACUUCUUAAAUUGGCGAGACCAUUAUCUAAAAUUGCGCAACGAAAAAUUAACAUUGGCUGAAGAAGUAUACGAAAAAUUUUCAAAACGAAAGACUUUGCGAGCAUGGCAAUUUUACGUGCAAGAAGAACACAGCAAGUUUAAUGUUGCCGUUGACUGGUGCGACUUGAAGCGAGCCGAAAUAGUAUUUAAAUAUUGGGUUCAGUAUAACACGUGCAUGCGGGCAAAUGAAGCAUCUAAAAUUAAUCAGGCAAACUCUCAUCAUGAAUGGCAUUUAAAAUGGAAGGUGCUGGAUUGCUGGCAACGUUUACCACAAAUAUUGCGGUUAGAAAUAGAAACAGAAGAGAGACGUCAACGAUGGCGCAUGAAAAUAUGGGAACUUUUGCCAGAUUACACUCCAAACACAGUGGAUCUAUCUUAACAGCAGCUUAAUACAUUUACAUAUUCAUUUAUAUAUAAUGUUUGUAAUCAUGGUGGAAUAAGAA
Rhagoletis pomonella (apple maggot) is the source of this 739-nucleotide messenger RNA. RefSeq names its product coiled-coil domain-containing protein 191-like. NCBI's taxonomy places the organism in Eukaryota, Metazoa, Arthropoda, Insecta, Diptera, Tephritidae. Gene Ontology annotation, molecular function: phosphatase binding. The record is from RefSeq and is a predicted model, not a curated record.